This is a messenger RNA of Pygoscelis adeliae (Adelie penguin), 963 nucleotides long. RefSeq names its product tocopherol (alpha) transfer protein (gene TTPA). The record is from RefSeq and is a predicted model, not a curated record. Gene Ontology annotation, molecular function: phosphatidylinositol bisphosphate binding. The transcript has 6 exons. Gene Ontology annotation, cellular component: membrane. The coding region runs from base 1 to 759 and encodes 252 amino acids. Lineage: Eukaryota; Metazoa; Chordata; Aves; Sphenisciformes; Spheniscidae.
AUGCGUGUCUUCAGCGUGGCGCUGUAUAUACAUGCGGUAUCGUGGCUAGCUUUGUGCCGUCUCGAUGAGCCAAAUCUCUCAACUUACACAUGUGCCAGUCUUCUCCCAACUGGCAAAGAGUUAUUGAAGAAUUACCAGAAGUGGAGAAUUGAAUGCCCAGAAAUAAGUGCAGAUUUACAACCAUCUUCUGUUCUUGGUCUUUUGCAUGCUGGCUAUCAUGGAGUCCUGAGAUCAAGGGACCCACAGGGAAGCAGAGUUCUAAUAUACAGAAUUGGACAAUGGGAUCCCAAGUUAUUUACGGCAUACGAUGUGUUUCGUGUAAGUCUUAUCACAUCUGAACUCAUUGUAAAGGAGAUUGAGACUCAGCGGAAUGGAGUAAAGGCUAUCUUUGAUCUUCAAGGGUGGCGAUUUGCUCAUGCAUUUCAAAUCAGUCCAGCAGUGGCCAAGAAAAUUGCUGCUGUGCUUACAGAUUCCUUUCCACUAAAAGUUCGAGGUAUCCACUUGAUUAAUGAGCCUUUAUUCUUCCACCCAGUCUUCACUCUAAUUAACCCUUUUCUCACUGAAAAAAUAAAAGAACGGGUGCAUAUGCAUGGAAAUAACUACAUGCAGAGUCUGACCGAACACUUCCCGAUCAGCAUUCUCCCACAGGAAUAUGGGGGGGAGGAAGUCUCCAUUGAAGAGCUGGCCAAGGAAUGGACUGACUUUAUAAUGGCAUCUGCAGAUUAUCUUCAGAGCAUUUCUGUGGUUGCCCAGGAAUAACCUUACUACAGUAUUAUAUCAAUUCUUGAACACUGGAAGUGGAAAUAAGUUUAAUAUGAAAUCUUCCAUGUAAACUUGAAAUUACUGUAAAUGAAACCAGUAUGUCUUCGCAGGGCACUGAGUAGUAUAUUGACUGCACUUUUAUACUGACUGGAGUCUAUCAGUAUGUAUGUCUGAAGAGAUUAAUGAAUUCUACAUGUUUGC